AAGCUUUUCCCGUUAGAUUUGAGGAGGCCAAGUGUAGGAAGUGAGAUUUUCUCUGGUGUCUGCACACAAACCGGAAGGGAUCCCGAGCUCCAAGCACAAGAGCAGCCGCAUCUCUAGACAGAGGCCCGUAUUUAGUGUGGGUUAGUUUCAAUAUGAAUCAAGAAAAACUUGCAAAGCUUCAGGCACAAGUGCGGAUAGGAGGCAAGGGUACAGCCCGCAGAAAGAAGAAGGUUGUACACAGAACUGCUACCGCUGAUGACAAAAAACUUCAGAGCUCUCUCAAAAAACUGGCAGUAAAUAAUAUUGCUGGCAUCGAGGAGGUGAAUAUGAUUAAAGAUGACGGCACGGUUAUCCACUUCAACAAUCCCAAGGUCCAGGCAUCUCUCUCUGCCAACACGUUUGCGAUCACCGGUCACGCAGAAGUUAAACAGAUCACAGAAAUGCUCCCAGGGAUCUUAAGCCAACUGGGGGCUGACAGUCUCACAAGUCUCCGCAAGUUAGCUGAACAGUUCCCAAGGCAGGUGUUGGAUAGUAAAACUUCCAAACCAGAGGACAUAGAGGAGGAGGAAGACGAUGUUCCUGAACUUGUAGAGAACUUUGAUGAAGCCUCUAAGGAUGAAGCAAAUUGAAAAUAUUGGAGAUACUUGGAAGAUGACAUGGACUUGAUUUUAGCAAAAUGAGAAAAAUCAGCUGUGCGGUUCCAAAGUUUUACAAGCAAACAUCAUGUGUUAAUAGUUCCAUAAUAUAAAUAUUUUGUAUUUUAAUGAUGCUCUUGCAGCAUUUUUUUUCUUUGCUGUUUAUUUUGCGUUUUGCACUUCCCUGGGACUGGCCUUUUUGGAAAUGGUAAAAAAAAAAUAAAAAAUUAUUACUGGUAACAUUUUUGUGUCUGCUCUGAAGAGCCGCCUUCAGAGCAGAAGUUUCGGAUAACACUUUAUUUCUUGCCCCGUAUGUAGAAAUAAAACACUUCUUUACA
This is a messenger RNA of Spea bombifrons (plains spadefoot toad), 973 nucleotides long. RefSeq names its product basic transcription factor 3 like 4 (gene BTF3L4). Lineage: Eukaryota; Metazoa; Chordata; Amphibia; Anura; Pelobatidae. The coding region runs from base 153 to 629 and encodes 158 amino acids. The record is from RefSeq and is a predicted model, not a curated record. The transcript is spliced from 6 exons.